CUGUCACUGCACUGUGUGCUGAGGCUGCAGCCUGCAUACUUUGGUAUUUCAACUUGACUUGUACGCAACUGUUUUGGUAUUUUUAUUUUUUUAUUUCUAAACCCUGGAUAUAAAUGACUGAUUGCCAAAUGGUUUCGUCAGAUUUCACAGCGGAUGAGAAGAUGGAGAUCGAGAACAUCAAGACGUAUAAGAAGGACCUUCUGGAUGACAUCCAGAAGUUAAAGAUGGAGAUUGACAAUGUGAUGGCAGAAAUACUCAGCUUUGAGUCUGCAGAGGAAAACAAGACCGUAGAGAAGAGCAAACAGUUCUCAAAUGGGAAGAAGAAAUUCAACAUGGACCCCAAAAAGGGCAUCACGUACUUGGUGGAGAACAAGCUGCUGGAUGGAAGCGCUCAAACCAUCGCUGAGUUUCUCUACAAGGAGGAAGGACUCAACAAGACGGCCAUCGGAGAGUUCCUCGGGGAAAGGGAGGAGCUCCACCUGCAGACCCUGAAGGCCUUCGUGGAGCUGCACGAGUUCUCCGACCUCAACCUGGUCCAGGCUCUCAGACAGUUUCUGUGGAGUUUCCGUCUGCCUGGUGAAGCUCAGAAGAUCGACCGCAUGAUGGAGGCCUUCGCCACGCGCUACUGCGACUGCAACACUCAUGUCUUCCAGUCCACUGACACGUGCUACAUCCUGUCUUUUGCCAUCAUCAUGUUGAACACCAGCCUCCACAACCCCAACGUGAAGGACAAAACCACCCUGGAGCGUUUCUUCUCCAUGAACAGAGGCAUCAACAACGGGGAGGACCUGCCCGAAGAGCUGCUCUCGAAACUGUACGAAAGCAUACGCAACGAGCCUUUCAAAAUCCCAGAAGAUGACGGGAACGAUCUGACUCACACCUUCUUCAACCCGGACAGAGAAGGCUGGCUCCUCAAACUUGGAGGUCGAGUGAAGACGUGGAAGAGGCGAUGGUUCAUCCUGACUGACAACUGCCUCUACUACUUUGAGUUCACCACUGACAAAGAGCCCAGAGGCAUCAUCCCUCUAGAGAAUCUCUGCGUGAGAGAAGUGCCGUAUUCUCGCAAACCGUACUGUCUGGAGCUGUACAACCCCAACAGUCGAGGGCAGAAGAUCAAAGCAUGUAAAACAGAGACAGACGGCCGGGUGGUGGAGGGGAAGCACCAGUCGUACACCAUCUGUGCUGCCAGCGCCGAAGAGAGAGACUCCUGGAUCGAGGCCAUCAGAGCGAGCAUCACCAAGGAUCCGUUCUACGACCUGGUCUCAAUCCGCAAGAAGAAGGUGAUAAACCAAACUCCUCAAGACUGAGCGAGCGGCGCCUCGGCACCGUGGAGGCUCCACGCUGUACUGCACCGCUGUGGGAUUCUUCCGUCUGUUUUGAACAUCCUGCAACACAACCGAGCGAGGACACCGGAGGCCAGACAGAGACACGCCGCCGGGGGGUCGCUCGGGCUAAAAGAGGGACUUCUCUUUCCGACUUCUCUUUUCGCAGGCCGAGAAAAAAAAACAAAAAACGGUGUGAAAGGUGAAAAACUCACUGACUCAUUUGUGUCACCUCUAAGGAUCUGCAGGCAAAUAGCUGUAUUUUAAUCUUUGCUGGAGGAUGUUGUCGGCCCAAAUUUCUGUUUUUACAGAUGUUUUCUAGUCGUUGUGUAAUUUACCGCAGUUUCUUAUCUCAUCUGCCAUGCGAGGUUGGGUUUGGGGUUUUUUUUUUUUGCAGUGGCUGUCUGAGUUUCUCAGCUCAGGAAGAUAAAUCAAGCACGUCGUUCCAUGAAGCCUAAAAACGGCGAGACGUGCUCGUCUCAGCCCCACAACAGUUCUCAGGAGGCUGAAAGGUGGACGCUCAGUGGUAGUAACUGUAAACUGCUUUUGCUUCUGUUGUGUUACAAAAGCUUAGCUGGACUGGGUGUCAUCUGAGCUUAAGAAGUUGUACUAAUAGAAUUUGAUGUAAAUAUGUUUUUGGGGAUUUACUCAGUUGUUUUGAACUUUAUAGCGUGAUGUUUUAUUUUCCUCGACGUGCAGAAGAAGCCCACAUGUUUUCACGUCACAGUGCAAUAAGUGCAGCACACGUCUGCAUUAUUAUACAUUUACUGUUUAUACUGUAAUAUUUGAAGGGACUCUUUUUCGUUGUAACUACUUUAUGAACUAUACCACUGUAAGUACUGUUUUGUUCUGUUCUUAUUAUUAUUUAAUAAAAGAAAGUUAUUCGGAUGACUGUU
Molecule: messenger RNA, 2218 nt
Organism: Stegastes partitus (bicolor damselfish)
Lineage: Eukaryota; Metazoa; Chordata; Actinopteri; Pomacentridae
Gene: cyth4b
Product: cytohesin 4b
Exons: 13
Coding region: 114-1307 (397 amino acids)
Biological process (GO): regulation of ARF protein signal transduction
Molecular function (GO): guanyl-nucleotide exchange factor activity
Source: RefSeq, a predicted model, not a curated record